AGCGAAUACUUUAGUGAAGAACGGGAAUGAGAAUUCUUAUAAUAGAAAAACCAAGCCGGCGAGCUUUGAGCUCUCUACGUAAAUCGGAAUUGAACUCUCGUCUGUCACACUUUUCAUUAUUCGGUAUCAUUUUUUUUUAUCGUUGAUUUUUGAAUCCCGCUUCUUUCGUUUAUAUAAGUAUUUGUUUCUAAAUUUAGAAAGUGGCUUGACUUUGCUCCGGAUCUUCUCAUUCAAAUUGAUAGAAUUUGAAAAGCCGAUUAAUUGAACUCGUGUUUUCAAUUUGUGUUUAUUUACAUUCUUGUUAAAAAUUUCGUCAAUGGACUUCGGACAGAUUUGAAAUAUAUAUAUAGUAUGGGAUGGCAGCUUCAAUAAAUUAAUUCGACUUGCAGUGAUCUCGGAUGCUUCAAAUUGUAACGUGAAUAUUUUUAAUCAGUGAAAGAAGUUGAAACUAAAAAAAUUGAUCUCCCAGAAGUAUUAUAGUUAGGUAAUUUAUACAAUCCUCAAACUCGUGACAAUGCCUCCUCUAUCGUGUACCACCGUUACUACCACCCAGACUGAACCUCAGUCUGUUAUUGCUGGAGAUAAAUUAGAAACCGAAGUUUCUCCUGCAUUUUCAAACCACGAAACUGAUGUAAGAGAUGAUUGUGACAAAGUGGAUGUUAUUGAAGCACAGAAGCCAGUACCCACUCAGAUAGUAUGGCGUAAUGUCAUUCUCUUUGCAUACCUGCAUAUGGCAGCUGUUUAUGGUUUCUAUCUCAUGUUCACAUCUGCAAUGUGGCAAACAAAUUUAUUUGCGUUUAUUCUCUACUUAUUCUCUGGCGUUGGUGUGACUGCGGGUGCACACAGACUAUGGGCUCAUCGAUCUUACAAAGCAAGAUUUCCCCUUAGAGUAUUCUUAGCCUUUAUUUAUACCAUUGCAUUUGAGAAUGACAUUUAUGAAUGGGCCCGUGAUCACAGAGUUCAUCACAAAUACUCUGAAACAGAUGCUGAUCCACAUAACGCGACAAGAGGAUUUUUCUUCGCCCACGUAGGAUGGCUGCUUUGCAGAAAACAUCCAGAGGUUAUCAAGAAAGGAAAAAACAUCGAUCUCAGCGAUCUUAUGGCUGACCCCAUUGUCCGAUUCCACAGGAAGUACUACUUGAAACUAGUUCUUUUGUGCUGCUUCAUCUUGCCUACAAUCGUUCCAAUGUAUUUCUGGGGUGAAACAUUUAAAAACGCUCUCUUCGUGGCCACAAUAUUUCGAUUAUGUUUCACUCUUAACCAAACUUGGCUUGUGAACAGUGCCGCUCACAUGUGGGGCACUCGACCUUUCGAUGUCAACAUCAACCCCAGGGAAAAUCCUCUUGUAGUCCUUGGCGCAGUUGGUGAAGGUUUCCACAAUUACCACCAUACUUUCCCAUAUGAUUACGCUACCAGCGAAUAUGGCAUUAAAUAUAAUGUAACUACUGCAUUCAUCGAUGCCAUGGCGUGUCUUGGAUUAGCUUAUGAUCGCAAAUCAGCUUCUCGAUCAGUUGUUAGCGCAAGAAAACUCAGAACUGGCCAACCAAGUAUGUCAAGUUCUAGUGCCACAAAAGAAGAAUAAGAAGUUUGAAAUUUGAAAACAAAGUGUAAGUUCUAGUGCCACAGACUAAGAUUAAAAAUCUGAGAAUAUAUUUAUAUAAGUGAGACUUAUAUAAUAUACUAAUUGUUCUUUAAGACUUAAGGCCGAAACUGCUGCAAGAAAUUACGAGAAAUGAACUUGAAUUUUUUCUGAUUUCUACGGCUUGUCUUUGAAGCUUAUUUUGUUGUGGUGUGGAGCUUUUUGCUGUUUUUUGAUGAUGUUAAGACUGUAUUUUUUAAUGUGUUGGAGAUAAGUUGUAAUAUUGAUUGAAAAAUUGUUUUUUUCUUAUUGUAGUCUUAUAUUUUGAUUGUAAAAUGAUGUCAUUAGUUAUUCUAUCAAUAAUUAAUUUUCAACUAGAAUCGUUCUUGAAUUUAAUGAAACUUUUUUUUAAAAAAAAACAACCUUACAAGGAACGAUUUUGCGGUGUUUAGGAGAAAUUUUACAUAAAACCUUUUUUCAGGGAAAAGUAUUUUCAAAUAAUCCUUUGUUUCGUUGAAGUUUUAUCAAACGUUAUAGGUAGCCAGGAAAUUGAGGUAAAUUUGCUAAAUUUUUCCAGAUUUCCUUGUUAUCUAAGCAAUUAACUGGUAUGAGAACCUAUACACUGUUAAGUUUUUUUUUGUUAGUGUUGCUUAAGUUACUAUUAAAAGACCCAAGAGCUGUUUGUCAGGUUUAAAUUUUGUGUAAAAUUUUUUUUACAAAUUUUUUAAAAAAAAAAACCAGCCUGACGGGCUUGUUUGAUCUAUUGUACUGUGAUUUUUGUUUCGUCUUGUUACUUUGUUAUUUCAUGUUAUCGAGUUUUUUUAUUCUGUGAAUACUUACUUAACACGAAGAAGAAAUAUAUAGACUAAAAAUUAAAACCAAGUUGUUAGUUUGACCACUAUUCCAAUUUAAUUAUUUAUCAUGAAAUUGUGCAGAUGCUUCAUAAUGCCCACCGCUUUCAUUACUAUAAAAUUUCUUAAAAUCAGGGUAAAAAUAUUUAAUAAUGGCGUAUUUGUUAAAUUUACACCAAAUUUUCGUUUAACAUUUAUGAAAAUGAGAACUUAUUUAGAAAUAUUGAGAAUGGAGAUACAUUUUAACAGCCCCAGCAUGUUAUAAUGGUAAGAGUUUUCAUUAGAUUUAUUAAUUUCAAAUUUGUAAAAUAUUUAAAAAUUCUUUAUAGCCCACCAAACUUAAAAUAAUUUAAAUUGUAGUUAAAGGCUAAUUUAUUAUUUAUAGUACAAAUUAUAUAUAAUUUUGAUUUCUUAAACAUAUAUAUACAUAUACUACUUAAAAGAGGAUAGUUUAAGGAUAAACUUAAAAUUAGCAUUUGUCCUAAAAUUUUGUAAAUAGUAAUAUCUUUAUGAAACAAAUAAAUUUAGCAUUAACUGUUUAAAUUAAAGCAUUGUAAUAUUACUAUUUUAAACCGAAUUUCACUAAAAAAUUAGCAAAGAUUCGUAUUUGAAGUUUUAUAAAAUGAGCUUUUAGGGAAACAAGAUUUUAUUGAAGAAAAGAGAAAAAUAAAUUGAGAAAAAGAACUAGUUUUUACCAUAAAAUUUUAAAUUCUUAUUUUUUAUUUAAAUAUUUAUGUAUAACUAAGUAAGACAGGUAUUUUUAUAAAUGUAUGUAAAUAAUCAAUAUAUAUAUGUUUUAUUUUAAGAGAGCUUGUUUACUACAAAAUCAAAUUUAAAACUUUAUUUUAAUAAAAAUCAAAUAAAUAAAUUACUUUUUCAGUGCAUACGAAAUUAUAUGAACUUAGUUGUAAUAUUACAGGUCUUGGCGGAUUAAUUAAGAAAAUAGUUUUUUUUUAAUUUUUGUACACUUAGGUAUUCAUUUUCAUAAAAUAUUAAAAAGUAAAUACAACUUAUUGAAAAAAAGCAAGUUUUUAUAUUUAUAAAUUGCGCAAGAAAUGUUCUUGUGCACUUUUCUUGCUGGACUUGAAAGGACUUGCAGAAUGUACUUCUAAUUAUACCUAAAUGAUUUAUGUUGAGAGACUUCAUAACCCAGUGACAGACUGAAUAUACUUCAGACUUUUAUUUUCAACUAUUUGUGGAAUGGAAAAAAUAUUAAAAAAAUUGUUCGUUUUAUUCUGAAGAAUGAAAUAUAAAAUAUUUUUAAUAAAAUGUUCUAACAAAAGAGAGAGAACACUUUGAUAUAACAUCGAAUUAAAGUUGACAAUAUAAAUACGUUUCCCUAUAUUUAUAUGCAGAAAAAAAUGCAUAUAUUUUUAAGAUGAAAUUCUUAUUAGAAUGAUAAAUAGAAAGGGAUCAUAAUUUAUCCUACUAUUAAUUAUGAUCCCUUUCUGAUAUUACCUAAACCCAAAUUGUUAGAAAUGCGAUAUGCAAUAAUAGAAAACACUUGAUAUUCACUACGCAAUUUUAUCAGCAAAUUUUUGUUUACUUUAAAUAUGGCUCUGAACUUGCAUUAAAUGUUUAAGGAAAUAAUAUUGAAACAAACUGAUAUUUGUAUUAGAAAAAAACAAAUUAUACAUGUUAAUUGUAUAUAUUUUAAAUUGCAUUCAUUUAAUUCAUGUGCUUGUUAUGACGUAUUUGUUAAUCCACAUAAUAUAAAAUAUGCCAUACUUUUUCAAUGUAAAUGAGUUUAUGUAAAUGUCUCUAUAUUAACUAUAAAAGAAAAUAAAGUCUUUAUUCAGUGUUUA
This is a messenger RNA of Parasteatoda tepidariorum (common house spider), 4235 nucleotides long. Its product is annotated as stearoyl-CoA desaturase 5. Gene Ontology annotation, cellular component: endoplasmic reticulum membrane. Gene Ontology annotation, molecular function: iron ion binding; stearoyl-CoA 9-desaturase activity. Lineage: Eukaryota; Metazoa; Arthropoda; Arachnida; Araneae; Theridiidae. Gene Ontology annotation, biological process: unsaturated fatty acid biosynthetic process. The record is from RefSeq and is a predicted model, not a curated record.